Messenger RNA from Notolabrus celidotus (New Zealand spotty), 2541 nucleotides. RefSeq lists its product as uncharacterized. The transcript is spliced from 6 exons. Bases 132 to 1712 code for a protein of 526 amino acids. NCBI's taxonomy places the organism in Eukaryota, Metazoa, Chordata, Actinopteri, Labriformes, Labridae. The record is from RefSeq and is a predicted model, not a curated record.
AUUGCGCGCAAUUAGAAGCCGACAUUUUACAUCCUCCCACCGAAUCGUUGGUCAUCCUCGCUAAUAAGGAAAUACAUCUGAAGAAGCAGUGUCCCCAUGCUCUCAUAUUUGUGUGUGGCCCUAGACAAUUUAUGGUCUGGACAAUGACGCAGCCCAUAAGACUGAGAAUCAUCCUUGGUGAAAAUGAUGCGAGGAAGCUUAUUCUGCCAGCAGGGAUACCAGACUCCAUAGAGGAAUUGUGCCAGACAAUAAAGACGAGUUUUGGAUUGCAACAAGAUUUUCGGCUUCAGUAUCAGGAUGCUGAUUUUGGAAAUGAGUUCAUCAACCUUUCCGUGAUCUCCGAAGUAGUUGACAAAGCAACCAUUAAGGUGAUCCUUUUGCAAAGUUUUACUGAAGAUGAUGCAGUGAUAGGUCAAGCAGCCCAGGGCCUAACAUAUUCCUCAUCAGUCUCCUCGGUUGACACAGAUGAGACAGAGCCUGUUUCUUCAGAUUCGUCCUCAUCUUCAAGGCAGUGGGUUUGGCCAAGUGUUUUCCCAGUCCCUUCUUUCAGCUAUGAUGCUGAACUGCAACUUGAAAAGGCCAAUGCUGAGUACAAUGCCAGUGGAAUCCGCUUGAGCCCCUCACCAAAACUGAAGUCUGCCAUUUUGCAAAGACUGUCAGAAGAAAUUAUUAAAUUCAAAGCCUACCCAACUGACCUUGAUCUAAAUGAUGUUGCAGAAGCCCUUGUGAAAAAGCAUCCUUGCCUGUGGGAGCAGGGAUCCUUUAAUGGCUGUUAUGGGUGGAAGAUUAGCCUUAAGUAUAAAAUGGCCAACUUCCGGACAACUCUAAGAGGCCUCGGAUGUGCUGAGGUGACAAUAAAUUCUCUGAAGAACAAGCCCAAAGACAGAUGUGUUCCAGCAAUGAAUGUGAAAAAGCCCAGAAGGGCAGAAGUCAAUUAUUGUCCACCGCAUCCAAAAGGAGAAACUGAUGAGAGUCUGGAAAAGGAGAGAAUUUCCCUGCUUUCAGAGAUUACAAAGAGAAACAAUGACCAUAUAGUGACUGAGAAAAUGGACACGACUUUCUCAUACCGAAGGCAAGAGGUUCUUCAAGGACAGCCCUUGGUUGCAGACUUCAAAAGCAGAUGGCCAGCUCUGUUCAGUGGGAAAGAGAUUGAUAAGGAGUUCCUGCGCAUCUCAACUGUACCUCUAAUAUCUACAUUCUUUGCUGAGCUGGACCAGUACUCGCCACGCUUGAUGGCGAUCUUUCAAAAAAAAGGUGGGGUGGCUGGAAGAAAAAUAAGACAGAUCAUGGUGGCCAUCUCAAAGGAUGACACGAUACAUACAAGACGAGCAUGCAUCCUCAAGUCCUUGUGCAUCUACUUGAACGAAGACCACGAGAAACUUGUGAAGGAGUACUUGGCCACAGACAACGAGGCCAAAACUACCAUGGAGCAAACAGUGAUGGGAGUCUACGUCAUUGAGAAGGAGGGUGCUGAACCUGGAGAUGACCCAGAGGAUGUUGGUGUACUGGUUGAAGGUGUGGAGGUCCUCCAUGGCUUGGGGAGCAUUGCAAUGGCUUGUGCACUCUUAUUUGGACUCAUAUACUGUUUGAACCUGAGCUACCCACCAGAGCUCAAGUGCACUUUUGAGGUCCUGCAGAAGAUUCUGCUGAAGCUAGAUGGCCAGAGGUUGUCCUCAAAGGCACAAUUUCUGAAAAACAAGCUUCUGGAGUGAUUCAAGGCUGAGAAAGUCGUAAAAAGACAGAAGGAAUGCACAUAUCUUGAUUUAAUGCAGAUUAUUUUAGUUGCAAGUUCAUUCUACAUGCUUCUUUGUUAAAACAUUUUGAAUGUGCACCAGGACAAUUUUAUUUACAAAUAUUUUUUAUUUUUAUCAAAACAUAGUGAAAAGAUUGUGAGAAAUAUUACAGUAAUCUUUCACUACUUCUGAUUUAUUUUGCUGCAAUGCACAAGCAGAUUUUCUUUGGUUUUAACUCUAAUAAUUCACUGUUUAAAAGUGUUGAAAAAACAGCAGUUUUUUAGCAGUCCUGCUUGGCUUUAAAAUGGAGCUAACUGCUAACAUUAACAGAGGUUGCAUUGAGUUACAUUAUUAUGCGUUCAAGUAGUAAAAAUGAGUAUUGGGCGAAGGUAAAUGAUAACAUCAAGAUGUGUUAAAAUGUAAUCUUUUAUUCAUUUUUGUAGAGAAAUUUGAAUACAUACAACUCAGUUGUUGCACUCAUGCUAGUUAUAGUCAGGCACCUUCUUUUGUAAGGCUGCUGACAAGCAUUUUGCUCUUUGCUCAACGCAUUAUGUUUCCGGGCAAAAUUGUGACGUAUGUUGAGUUUUACUUUAAUCACUGCUGCUUGUUGCUACGUCAUCUACAGCUUUCAUCUCAUUGGUUGCGCUUCAAAAGGUCAGCGGAAACGGGGUCAAAGCUGAAAUAAUUUGAACUUUGAGCGCAGCGCUCAGUGGUGAUCAUGUGAAAGCAGCUGAAAAUGUGUUUUUAAUGUAACAUAUUGUUGUUCCAAAGUCUGUUUCAUUGGACUUAGAAUAAAAUGUUAAAAUUG